Ceratina calcarata is the source of this 915-nucleotide messenger RNA. Its product is annotated as cholinesterase-like. Lineage: Eukaryota; Metazoa; Arthropoda; Insecta; Hymenoptera; Apidae. The annotation marks the transcript as partial. The transcript has 5 exons. The record is from RefSeq and is a predicted model, not a curated record.
GCCAGGAUUUAUGACAUGGUGACUCAUGUACGCGAGAAGGCGAUUAUAAAUUCACGUUGCCACUGCCGUCGGAUGCCUGUAUCGUUAACUCAAGCUGACGAAAACGGUGUAGAUAGUACAGAGAGAUACACUAUGUUCAGUUUUUCGAUACUCUUAUCGGUAGCCACGUUACUGGCAUCCGUCGAAUGCCAACGUAUGACCGAAGUGGUGCAAACUGCCGACGGUCCCGUACGUGGCAGAAUCUUCGAAACGAUAUGGCACUCGAAACCGUUUUCCGCUUUCCAGGGAAUUCCUUACGGGAAACCGCCUGUCGGUCCUCUCAGAUUUAAGGAUCCGGUCAAAGUCGACUCAUGGACAGAAGUCUUAAACGCUACUGAGAAUUUUAAGUAUUGUCCUCAGUAUGUGGUCGCCAACUACGUUGGACAGGAAGAUUGUUUAUACUUGAAUGUAUUCUCGCCUGUGGUGAAUUUUGGUAACAUCACGAAGGACUAUCCGAAGAAGCCGGUGAUGUUUUGGAUUUACGGUGGCGAUUUUGCGACGGGAGCGGCGUUGCAGGAUUUCUACGCGCCCGACUUCUUUCUCGAAGACGACGUAGUGUUCGUAAGCCUCAACUACCGCCUCGACGUUCUAGGAUUCUUGGCUUUAGAUUUGCCAGGCGUGAAGGGUAAUAGUGGCCUCAAGGAUCAAGUUCUGGCGUUGAAAUGGGUACAAAGGAAUAUCGCCGCGUUCGGAGGCGAUCCGAAUCGCGUCACCAUAUUUGGAGAGAGCGCUGGUAGCGCCAGCGUCAGUUUUCACUUGUUGUCCUCGCAAGCGGAAGGUCUGUUUCAUCAGGCUAUCCUCGAAAGCGGCACUGCUAUCUGCCCGUGGGCGUACAACACUCGAAACAGGAUCAAGGCGAGCGCCUUCGCGUUAGCU